Molecule: messenger RNA, 462 nt
Organism: Trichomonas vaginalis G3
Lineage: Eukaryota; Parabasalia; Trichomonadida; Trichomonadidae
Exons: 1
Coding region: 1-462 (153 amino acids)
Source: RefSeq, a predicted model, not a curated record
AUGAAUUGGCGAGAAUAUGUAAGUAAAGGUUGGGGAGCUAUUAGAAGAGGCUUCAGCGAUAUCAAAGCAAGAACAACAGAUCUUACACACCAAAUCAUGAAGAAUUACGGUGAUAAACCAGCAGAAACACUUGGUAAAUUAGCUUCAGUAGGUAAUGUACUUGAUGAAAGAAUUGGUAGGAUUUCAAUGAAUGUUGGUAAUGCAGGUCAAAAGCUUGCAGAGAACUUAUUAGGUAGAGAUAACUUCAUUACAAAGGCAAUGAAGAGUUUUAACAAGGGUCUUACUGGAGCGAUUAUAAAAGAUGAUGAUCCUCAAAGGUAUGUUGACAAUAAUGCAUACAGAGCUUAUACAGGAGGUUCAAAUUGGAGAACAAACAAACCUCUAAUGGGUCGUGUUAGAAUAUUGAGUGAUAUGCCUUGGAUUGACCAUUUGAACCCUAAGGAAGGAAUAAUACGUACAUAA